Camelina sativa (false flax) is the source of this 604-nucleotide messenger RNA. Lineage: Eukaryota; Viridiplantae; Streptophyta; Magnoliopsida; Brassicales; Brassicaceae. The record is from RefSeq and is a predicted model, not a curated record.
AUGCAGAGUCAUGGGAGGUUUUUGUGGAUGAUGCAAGGAAUGUUUAAAGCCAACGGUGGAUGUGGCUAUGUGAAAAAGCCUGAUGUUUUGCUCACCAAUGGUCCUGGAGGUGAAAUAUUUGACCCUUGUAGUCAAAACCUCCCCAUCAAGACAACUCUUAAGCUGAAGAUCUACACUGGAGAAGGAUGGAAUAUGGAUUUUCCUCUACAUCACUUUGAUCGAUACUCUCCUCCCGAUUUCUACGCAAAGGUCGGCAUCGCAGGGGUUCCUUUGGACACAGCAAGUUACAGAACAGAAGUAGAUACAGAUGAAUGGUUUCCAAUUUGGGACAAGGAGUUCGAAUUCCCAUUGCGUGUUCCUGAGUUAGCGCUUCUGUGUAUUACAGUCAAAGACUACGACAGUAACACUCAGAACGAUUUCGCUGGCCAGAUAUGUCUUCCGUUGUCUGAGGUCAGGCCUGGUGUUCGAGCCGUCCGGCUCCAUGAUCGUGCUGGAGAGGUCUACAAGCAUGUGAGACUGCUCAUGCGGUUUGUCCUGGAACCUCUUUAGUCGCUUCGUGGAUGAUGUUCAUUUAUCACUCGUUUCAAUAAGUGUCGGUUACAUU